Messenger RNA from Mugil cephalus (flathead mullet), 2280 nucleotides. Its product is annotated as elongation of very long chain fatty acids protein 4-like. Bases 283 to 1197 code for a protein of 304 amino acids. Lineage: Eukaryota; Metazoa; Chordata; Actinopteri; Mugiliformes; Mugilidae. The record is from RefSeq and is a predicted model, not a curated record. Gene Ontology annotation, cellular component: endoplasmic reticulum membrane; endoplasmic reticulum. The transcript is spliced from 7 exons. Gene Ontology annotation, molecular function: fatty acid elongase activity. Gene Ontology annotation, biological process: sphingolipid biosynthetic process; fatty acid elongation, monounsaturated fatty acid; fatty acid elongation, saturated fatty acid.
GAUGAAGAUGAUGAAGCGGCUGAGCGGCCGGCACGGACCGAGUGCAUAAUUAGCCUAUGUUAGUCAUAGAUUCUCACUUGCCUUGUCUAGUUUCUUGCCAAAUUUGCUGUUUAAUGUCGAGCGGUAAAGAAAACGAUUCGCUGUAACGGGUUUAGAAGAAGAAGAAGGAGGAGGAAGAGCGGAGAGAAGCAGUAACUGAAAGCAGUUGGGCAUCAAAUUGCGCCGGAUGUCAUUACACGGUUUUAAAUUUCCACGACAAUAAUCAGGACCAAAGCCACAGCCAUGGAGCUUGUAACACAUCUGGUGAAUGACACUGUAGAGUUUUACAAAUGGAGCCUUACUAUAGCAGACAAGAGGGUGGAGAACUGGCCGAUGAUGGCCUCUCCAUUUCCCACUGUGGCCCUCAGCUGCCUGUACCUGAUCUUCCUGUGGGCGGGGCCUAGAUUCAUGCAGGACCGCCAGCCCUACACACUCAGGAAGACCCUCAUAGUAUACAACUUCAGCAUGGUGGUACUCAACUUCUACAUCUUAAAAGAGCUUCUAUUAGCAUCUAGAGCAGCUGGGUACAGCUACCUCUGUCAGCCUGUUAACUACUCCAAUGAUGUCAAUGAAGUCAGGAUAGCCUCUGCUCUUUGGUGGUACUACAUGUCCAAAGGAAUAGAAUUCUUGGACACAGUCUUUUUCAUAAUGAGGAAGAAGUUCAACCAAGUCAGCUUUCUCCAUGUCUACCAUCACUGCACCAUGUUCAUUCUGUGGUGGAUCGGCAUCAAGUGGGUCCCCGGUGGACAAGCAUUUUUUGGCGCAACCAUCAACUCUUUCAUCCACGUCAUCAUGUACGGUUACUACGGCCUGGCAGCAUUGGGACCUCAGAUGCAGAAGUACCUCUGGUGGAAGAAAUACCUCACCAUUAUGCAGAUGAUCCAGUUCCACCUAACAAUCUGCCACGCCGGCUACUCCCUCUACACUGGCUGCCAGUUCCCCUACUGGAUGCAGUGGGCCCUGAUCGGCUACGCCGUGACCUUCAUCAUCCUCUUCGCCAACUUCUACUACCACGCAUACCGACGCAAACCUUCCUCCUCGCAGAAAGGCAAGGCCCUCGCCAAUGGUACCUCCACGGUAACUAACGGUCAUAGCAAAGCGGAGGAAGUGGAAGAUAACGGAAAGAGGCAAAAGAAAGGAAGAGCGAAAAGGGAGUAAAGAAGGAGCAGGGGCUUGCUUGGUGAUAAACAGAAAGAGGACAACUGUUUUAAGGGCCAGAGAAGGAGGAGAGGGGUAAACCAAGAGUCCAAGCCUGACGACCAUCACUGCAAAUAGAGUAGAUGGAUGUGAUUUGGGACCAACUUGAGAAGUGGAAUGGGUAGCAGUGUGUAUUUGUGAGUGUGUCUGUGAUGUGUUUUGGUUUUGAGAGGAACGAGAGGGGUGUUGUGUGUCUCUGUAGCAGUUUUUUUAAUUAAGAAAAGCAGAAUGCUGACCAUGUAGGAUCUGUGCUCUUCUGUCCAACCGUGUUUUGGACCAAAAUAGGACCAAACUAUCAAAGGACCUGCAACAUGCUCAGCAUCUACUAAUUUAUCAACCAAAAUUCACCUCCAACUUUUGUACUCUGGAAUCAAGUAUAGUUAUAACUCAAAGCUUAACUAGUCUUUAAUAUGCUAACUUAUGUUUUAGUGCUCUAAAAGAGUUUUAAGAAUUUAAUGAGUUGAACUGUUUUUUUGGGGGGGUGGGGUGGGGAGUUUUGUUUUUACACUUAGUUGAGUUGCUCACGGAUAGCAAACAAAUAAUGACAAUAAUGAUACAUCUGCCAUAUGCUGUAUUUAAAGACCUCGCAGUCACCCUCACCUUCGUACAACACAUCAUGGACUCUCUCAACACAUCUUUGCUCUCUCUAACGAAUAUAACUGCUGCAUUUACACAACCUGCUGUUUUCUUUGUGUUCGUUGUGAAUUAAAACUCUCACUUUGGGGAUAAAGCUGUAGUGUUUUGGUUUCUUUUUUUGUUUUUUGGAGUUUACGCAAAUUUGUGCUCACCUUUGUUGUAUUAAUUUUUGCAGGUCCUCACAAUUUAGUUCUUUUUGCUAUGUGCUGUAGCUAUUGUGCAGGCAUAAGAGAUUAAAGUUCAGCUCAGUAUUAUCUCACUGCCAUAUAGGACUGAUGGGAAGGUCAACCUGAAAGGAGCUUUUUUUUUUUAAGAAAAAGAUGGCCAUUUCAUUGUCUUAUUAAAACAAACGUGACACAGCUUCCUGCUGCACAUACAACUAAAUAAAGACAAUGUCAGUACCCCAUA